Aspergillus pseudonomiae is the source of this 1062-nucleotide messenger RNA. RefSeq lists its product as uncharacterized. The record is from RefSeq and is a predicted model, not a curated record. Bases 1 to 1062 code for a protein of 353 amino acids. Lineage: Eukaryota; Fungi; Ascomycota; Eurotiomycetes; Eurotiales; Aspergillaceae. The transcript is spliced from 2 exons.
AUGGCUCCGACAACACCAGUCACUCGUUUCGUUUCCUUUUUCCUUUUUGCACUUGUUGCACUCCUAUGCAUCUACCAUGGCACUCAGUCCGAUAAUCUCCGCCUUACCACCUAUGCUAAGCGAUCAUUGCCUGAUGAUGCCACCAUUCAUCCCCGGCUGAACCUUAGUACUGAGCUUCAUCUCCUAUCAAAGCGUGCCGCUCCUAAGAACAGAGCUGAGGCAGUGGAGAAAGGCAGAGGAUAUAUGUGCCAGUUAGAGGAUAUAGAACCCAUCGAUUUACCUUCCGAGCUCACGGAUUUUGAAACGCUCAACAGGGAUUGGUCUCGUGAGCCUUAUGGAGUGAGCAACGGCAACCCUACUGAUACAGGGUCAGUAAUUCCAGUGGCCAUGGCGGCAAAAGGUCUGCCCAUUAAUAUUGGAGAUCGAGGUCUGGAGGGGUUUAUCUAUCACCAGGCUGAGUCAUAUACAGUUGGUGGCUCAACAUAUAGGCCUACACAUGCUUGGUACAGGGCCACUAUAAGCACCCAGGCGGGCUACAUUUCCGCGGAAGAAAAUAUAAGUCCAGCCUAUAUUAUUGCUAAGGAUAAGAUGACACAGCCGCCUCCAACCAUGGCUAGGCUAUCUGACGUUUACUUUUUACUCUGGAAGGAAGCGGCAGGCAAGUCAGAGACCAAAUUGAGAAAUAUCAAAUAUUUUGUCCGCCACCAUGUGAUUAACGACGCCUCUUUGGAUGUUGCUCUGGAGGUGGCCAGUGGAAAACCUCUUCCUCCCAGAAAGAAAGAGGAGCCUAGAGACACGAGCAUGGUGGAAGAAUGGCCGGGUAAAUCCUAUGACAUGUCUACUGACGAUGGUAAAGCGAUUUUAGGGACUCCCAAUGGUGCCGGUGUAGCCCGUUUCCUCAUGGACCACAAGUUAGAAUUGGGAGUGAAGGCCCCCAGCAAGGUGACGGUAUUCAAGACUACUGGACACACAAAUGCCGACACCAACCAGCCAGAGGACUGGGUCCAUUUCCUAUUCGAAAUCAGCCCUGUUCACAAAAAGAAACGGAGGGGAAGGAAGUAA